AUAUCUAGUCAAAAGCGCAUUCUCAUCAUUUCUCAAAUUUUAUCUGGACUAGACACUCCGGUGCCUGACCUUGAGUGAUAUUCUACACAAUUCAAAUAUUGAAAAAUGUCUCUGUUCGAAAGUUAUUUUUUAUGAAAUUGUGAAUCAGUGUAUUAAUGAAUAAAUUCAUAAAACUACAUUUUCUUCUCUACAUAUCUUGAUGUGGAGGCUGCAUAAUUUAAAGGUUGAUAUAUAUUACCAAAGUGAUAAUAUUGAUAAGAAAUGACUCAACAAUCAAAAUACAUAGAUGAAUUAUUAUUUGUCCUAUUUGUGUGCAUAUGAAAUAUAGAAAAAGAUAAUUGAAGAAUAUUUGCUUCAUUCCUGAACAUGAAACCAAGUGAUUGAAUUGGAAUCGGUAAUAAGAUUCUUGAGAGAAAAUACACCGAACUAAAAUUGUCGAAAUUUUUUAAACCUAUUGAAGUAUUUUUACAUAGGUACAUAAUUGAAUAUAGGACUCUUUAGGUUUGAAAAACUCAUUUGUUGUUGAUUCAAUAUUAACAAUUGAUCCUCCUUAUUCAACAGCUUUAUCACAAGAUGGCCAAAUAAUCCAUGUGACAGCUCAAAAUAAUUUAAUUUUGAAAUGUGUAGUAAAAAACGUAAUUAGAGAAAUUUAUAUGUAUCAACAAAAAAACAUAGGUGAUUUGAAAUCUGGCCAUAUUUCAUUAAAAAAGCUGGACAUUCAAAGGAAUGCGAAUAUUUUUUGAUUAUCAUUUCAAACGAAUAAUCAUAUAAUAUAAUAAUAGGAUGAAUGUUACACUAAAUGGUAAAACCAUCAACUUGAAACAAUAAUUGCAAAACCUGCCGAAAUAUUAUAUGGUUCACAAAUAAUGUGAAAAUCUUUUCAGUGGGUCUCUUGAGAGUGAUAAAAAUAACACUAUAAAAUUUGGCGGGAAAAGAAAAUCUACUUUUUCUUAAGAAUGAACCUUUUGAAAAAUGGAUGCGUAUCUAUGUUCUUGAAGCAAAAAACAUCAAAUUUUCUGUGCUUUUAGUGAUAUAAUCUUAUCAAAAAUUGACAGAUAAACCUAUUCAAGCUCAAGCUGCAAAACCUUUCUCUAACACACUUUUGAAUCAACAAGAAAGACGAUAAUAUUCGAAAACAUGCAAUAGGUGAUCAUAGUUAUCCAAAGAUCUGAAAUGAGGAAGCUUUUCAAACAUUUUCUCUAAAAUAAAACCAAACAUAGAGCACAGCACACAAAUGGUUAAAAAGACGCAUACAAUUUUUGAAAACGACUUUCCAAUUCUGAGGGUAGUUCUUCCCUUCGUAGCAGGUAAAAAAUGUAUUUUACGAGUUCCUAAAAUCCUGAUAACAAAAGGUUUAGGAUUUGCAUUGCGAGGAAACGAAGAUGAAACAAGUUACACAUGAGAAGUCAACUUUUGACCGACUUGACGAAGAACUACUCGAACUAUACCAAUAUUUGAAAAAGAAAAAUUUCCAAGAAGGAGAAAUCAGUCAGAUAUUUGAACCGUUGUUGUCAGAAAAGAAGAAAGCAAUAAAAAAAUAUAUUCUCAUUUUAAUUUCCAUAUUUUUGCUUAUGAAUGCACUAGUGAAAACUGAAAUUGGUUGGUGGUACAUCUUGUCCACUUCAAGAAUGUUUUUAAUUAGGAUUAAGCCAAUUUAUGAAUGGAGUCAUCUUAAGAAUAAGGAAUGUCUGAUUUUCAAAUGGUGGCAAGAAGAUAUUACGAAGAAUUCGAUACCAAAUUGUAAUUUUUGCGAGAAUAUAAAAGAGAUAGAAGUUCUUCAACGCUUGGACAACGAUGAAUUAGGAGAGUUUUAUAUAGAAGUACAGAAACCUGUAAUAUUGGAUUAUGAGGGGUUACCCUCAGUGUAUUAUGUGUGGACUAGUCUUCUUCAGGAGGACGAUUUCUUAUCAUCGUUCCCGUGUUCUUUGGAGACUAACGUAAUGGAAGAAGGGAGUGUGAGAAAAAUCUUGAGGAAAAUAUCGCUUUUCAGAAAUUUUUUCGUUCAUUUUCAAAACUGUGCUUACGAAAAUAUGAAAUAUUUAAGAAAAAUCGUUUCAAUGCCUGACCUGGCUUCCAAACACAUUUCUCCAGUACAAUACAACUGGUUGAUAUGGUCCAAAAAUUACACGUUUUCUGAAUUUAAAACAAUCGAUUUAGUUGAUUCAGAAAAUGUAAAGUUGAUUUGCCAAGUGGGUGGUGAGGCUAAGUACAAGCUUUCUCCUCCAGAGGUCUGUAGACAAAGUUGUCGUGACAUUGAGGUAACGUUGCGAAAGAAACAAAUUCUUUUUUUCACAAAUUUCUGGAGAUUGGCGUAUAAAAUAUCCCAACAUGAUGCAGUCAUUGAGAAUGUUGCAUUCAUAUCAGAAGCACAUUCAAUUUUUUGAACAUUAAUCAGUUGAAAAUACUUAUAUAAUGUAUUCUGAUUCAAAUUAUGGAUGAUGUAUUAUUAUUGAUGUAACUAUAUUCAAAAUCCAGUGAUUAAUAAAUAUUUUAUUGACUAAA
Harmonia axyridis is the source of this 2502-nucleotide messenger RNA. RefSeq lists its product as uncharacterized. The transcript has 2 exons. The coding region runs from base 1383 to 2384 and encodes 333 amino acids. The record is from RefSeq and is a predicted model, not a curated record. NCBI's taxonomy places the organism in Eukaryota, Metazoa, Arthropoda, Insecta, Coleoptera, Coccinellidae.